Melanotaenia boesemani (Boeseman's rainbowfish) is the source of this 423-nucleotide messenger RNA. RefSeq names its product glycoprotein hormone beta-5-like. NCBI's taxonomy places the organism in Eukaryota, Metazoa, Chordata, Actinopteri, Atheriniformes, Melanotaeniidae. The transcript has 2 exons. The record is from RefSeq and is a predicted model, not a curated record. Bases 53 to 373 code for a protein of 106 amino acids.
UGUCAGAUUAUUUUUUAUUUUGAAUCAAACAGCAACGUGAGUUACAGCUGAGAUGACCCUCCUAAGGAAAAAGCAACCUGGGAGGUCUGGACUGAUGCUCAGCUGCUUCCUGCUCUGGAUGUCUCUGCAGCCAGAUUCCCGUAAUCAUGUGUCAGCAGUCAACCUGCGGCGUUUCAUUGGUUGUGCAGUUCGGGAGUUUAUUUUCCUGGCCAGGAAGCCCGGAUGCGGCAGCCUGCACAUCACCACCGAUGCCUGCUGGGGGCGCUGUGAGACCUGGGAGGUGAGGAGAAGGGAGGCAUUUGCUCUGCUGACCUCAGCAGCCUCUGCAGGGCCCUCCAGUCACGACCAGUACUGUUCCCGUACCACUGGGUGAUGUUACCAGUCAGAACACUCUCCACCACUCCAGUGUAGAACAUCCUCAUG